Rubroshorea leprosula is the source of this 876-nucleotide messenger RNA. Lineage: Eukaryota; Viridiplantae; Streptophyta; Magnoliopsida; Malvales; Dipterocarpaceae. The record is from the annotation of a GenBank genome assembly.
AACUUCCAACCCACUCAUCUUUCUGUUUUCUCUGCUCGAGGUUUUAGCAGAAAUCAACUGAUUUUUCCAUCCUUCAACUUCAUCAAUGGCGAUCAAAACCCUAGCAAGAAGCGGAGCUUCGCUGUUUUCUCGAUUGACAUCCAAUCCUCUUCUCAACACAAGCACCUUGUCCAACCACCGAAUUGCGUCGGAGGGUCUCCGAAUCACUCCACAGCUAUUCCCAUCUCUCUCAAAGCCGCAGUCACAGACGUCCCUCCAUUUCCCCCAAGAAGACUCUGAAUCCAUCUCUAAAGUCUCUUCUCUAGGAUUUCUUCACCCCACCGGCCUGCCUUCUGUUCGCUUCUUCUUGCCUGACGGUGAUUCAUCAGAUCAGCCAAUGCUAUUAUUUCCCAAAAGGACAUAUCAACCUAGCCACAUCAGGCGCAAGAGGACACAUGGGUUUUUUGCUCGCAAAGCAACCAAAGGUGGUCAAAAAGUUGUUGCUCGAAGAAUAGCAAAGGGUCGUGCUAGAAUAACAGCUUAGUGUCUUUGUUUCUAUGUUUGGAUUGAAAUCAUGUCUGAUGCUACCUGAAGUAUGGUACAACUAAGCAAAUGUAGAGCCCCAUUGUUCUUUUAUAUUGGCUCUGGCGAUCUUUGUGACACCUAGAAGGAAUAUGAUUCAAGAAGGAUGUUAUUUCUUUUUCAGGUGUUCUUUUAUAGAUUAUCCUCUCUGAUACGUAUGCUUGGAAGAAUUUAUUUUUUGCUCAAAAUGUUUCUCAAAAACUAUUUGACAUUUGAAUAAUCCAAGAAAUGUAGGUGCAUGCAGUUUGAUUCAGCAGAACAUGUAGGUCUGAUCGAUGUAGUAUUAAGAUUCUAUUAUAAAGUAUGUAUUCUCUC